AUGACUAAAUUAAUGCAUUCUAAUAAAGAGCUCGAUCCUUAUAAAACUUUAUAAGAGUAAGGAAUCCAAUAAACAAACUAACUUGAUUUUUAUUAUUCUCAAUAAUUUAACAUCAAAUGUCUAUGUGAUAAUUAAAAUUUCAAUCUAGAAGUGUAAGGUCUAACAAAAAUUAAAGAUUAUUUCAAUAUCUUUUAAUCAAAAUUUACAAAAUCAUAUUAAUAAUAUGAAAUUUUAGUUUUUUGCAAAGGUACUCCUUAAAAAUAAGAUACUCUUUGGGUAUAAACAGGAAUCACUAAUUCUAGUCAAGUUGAGAUUAAAAUUUUAUUGCCUGUCUAAUUCACAUAUUAUUAAUAAAAUUUUGUAGAGUUAAUACCAUCUAAUUGGAAAAUACAUAAAAUAAUCACUUAUAUCACUGGAAAAAAAUAAAUAUUUGAAAUCAUUCAAAUCAAUUCCAAUAAAAAGAUUAUUGAUUAUGAUCUUGAAUUAUCUCAAUUGUAUCAAAAUCUUAAUUUGUAAAUAGAAGUAGUAAAAGAACCAAGUUAUUCUGUUAAAUUAUAAGAUGGAAGAGAAAAAAUAAUUUAAAUUUCAUCAAAAUUAAAAGUAAGUGAUUUAUGUGAAUUAAUAAAACAAGAAUUCAACAUUUUUAAAACCAUGAACCUUGAAUUACAAUAUGGUUUAAUGAAACUAAAUAAUUAAGCUUAUAUUAUAGAUGAAAUGAUUUUAAAUAGAAGCUAAAUUAUAGUCAAUAAUUAAAAUUUAAAAUUCUAUGAAAUAUAGGAAGAAAGUCUUGAUACUUAUAAAUUAGAUUAUGAACUUAAAGGAAAAUCUGCAUAAAAAGAAGUGGUUGAUUAUCAAACCUCUAAUAGAAAUGAUGAUAAAUUAAAAGAUUAUACUAAGGAUUAACUCAAAAUCAUAUUGAUUAAUAAAAGAAACCCAGAUUAAUGUUUAUAAAUCACAGUUGAAAGCUCUUAAGAAAUUAAUAUUUUAGAAAAUAAAUUAAUUCCUUAAUAUAUGAAAGAUAAAUUUUCUAUAUAAUUUUAUCUAGAAAAAAAUAAACCAAUUAUUCCAACUUCUAUCUUUGGAAGUUUAGAGAAAGAUAAAGAAAAUAAAAUUAAUAUUGAAUUUUAAAUAUAAAAGAAAAAAUCAAUUUUUAAAAACAUAAGUAGUCAUAAUUAAACCUAUGAAUUUAGAUUUUUAUAUCAGAAUAAAUAAUAUAAAGAGACAGUUCUAAUUACAGACUCUUUAGAAAAAAUAGAAGAAAUGAUUAAAAGUAAAUACAAAAUUUCUGAUUACUAUUCAAUUUAUUCAAAUGAUUCUUUUGAUUAAAAUCAAACCAUUUUAAGUCUUGGUCUAUAAUCAUUAAAUACAAUAUUUGAAUUCAAAAUAAAAAAUUCUGAUAAGAAAUCUUUUCAAAUUAUUAUUUAACCUAUAGAUAGUAAAGAAAAUUUUGAUACAUCAUAAGUAAAAAAUGUUUUUUAAUUGCGUGAAAAAUUAAAGUAAAAAUAUCUUUCUGCAAAAGAUCAAAGAAUUUAAAUAAAAUUAAAGCAAAAAAAUUUACAUGACGAUGAAUUGAUAAGCUAAUUAAUAAUGGAAAAUCCUUAGGCACAAUUUGAAGCAAUAAUUUUAUAAUAAUUUCAAGUUAUAUUUUUAGGGCCAAAUUAAGAAAAACUGAUCGAUGAAGUUUAUGAAGAUUAUUUAAUUAGAGACUCUGUUAUUUGUUUAGGUCUAUCAUAGAAUUGCAAGUUUUGUAAUAAAUAAAAUUAUUACAUCAGUAUUGAUAAUUCCUUCUAAUAUUAUUAAAUUAAUAAAUAAAAUUCAGUUAUUGAAUAUCUUGAUAAAGAUAACCUUUAGAAAACACCAGAAGUAAAUAGAUAUUCUCCUUAUGAAUCUAAUUUGACACAAAAUACAUACCUUCAAUCUGCCGAAAAAAAAGAGCAAUUGAUGAAUUAUUAAAAAUAAUCAUUUGGGACUAAUAAUUAAGAACCAUAUUAGUAUAAUGCUAAUAACCUUUCCUGGCAAUAUGAUAAAAAUAAUAAUUAUUAAAAUAGCAAAGGUUAAAAAUGA
This is a messenger RNA of Paramecium sonneborni, 2064 nucleotides long. Lineage: Eukaryota; Ciliophora; Oligohymenophorea; Peniculida; Parameciidae. The record is from the annotation of a GenBank genome assembly.